Aspergillus tanneri is the source of this 1026-nucleotide messenger RNA. RefSeq lists its product as uncharacterized. The transcript has 2 exons. The record is from RefSeq and is a predicted model, not a curated record. Lineage: Eukaryota; Fungi; Ascomycota; Eurotiomycetes; Eurotiales; Aspergillaceae. The coding region runs from base 1 to 1026 and encodes 341 amino acids.
AUGUCACAGUCCAGCGAAAUCUCUCUGGGCCUGAAAAAUUCUAUCGAAGAUGGAGGCUCCUGUCAGUCUUGUGUGAUCUCGCAGCGCCCAUGCUACUUUCUCCCCCGACACAAGGCUGGUCGACCCAGGAGAAGCAGUCGACCAUUGUCGAGCACACUCUCCAGCCGACAAACCACCCCUGCCUCCAUUCCAACCCCUCGACCAGAGAACGAUGUGAACGAGGUGUCUCCUGAUAAUGUGUGGCAAGCGAAUACGGCGCUGUCAUCUUUAAACAAUGCUCUCACUGCUAGCGACCUCACUUUAUUGCCUCCCGACCUGCAAAAUUUCUGUAGGGCUCCGCUCUCUCACUCUUCCACGCUCCACGACUGCCUCCCCGUUAGCGAUUCCCUCGUGCGAUCUCAGCCGCAUAACAAUUGCAGUAGUGAGAGCGACCCGUCAUCGGACUGGCUAGCUGGUUCACUGUCAGACGGAUCAAUAAGGGCUCGCUUCCCCAGUAUAUCUCCCCUGUGGCCAGGGUCGGUCCCCAAUUCUGGGGAUAGCAGGCGUGGCGGGGAUAGCUGGGAGAACUCGUCGGUGUCAUUCGCAGCGCUGCUAGAGAAAUGCAGUGAACUCGAUCAGGCGGCCGAUAUACUGAAGGAUCGCGAACAGUGGACAGCAAUUAAUCACCAUCUAAUCCCCGUUCUCCGCGCGAUUGAUGCCCUCUGCGACCUGUGUGCGGCCUUCAUCGCAGAGCAUCCCACUCCAUGCUCAAAAGAAUUACUAGACUCCGCGCUCGUGGCAUUGGUGAUUGCGGCAAAUUUCAAGAUUCUCGAGGUUUGCGGUCUGCUUGUCUCCAUUAGUGUCUCGGAUGUGCAGAGACCGCACGACCAGCUCCUGUUGAAACGCAUCGACUUUAAUCUCACACAGACUAAGAUCGCGCUGACCUCCAUGAAGGAGCAGGAGAUGACGUCGCGGUCGGUGUUUCAGACGGCACUUGAUCAGGCGGCGCGGAUCCAUCAGCAGAUUAUGGUUAUGACGGAGGGAUAA